AUGGGCUCAGUCAACUCCAUCGCGGCUUCCACUACUGAAUCCUCAGCUCCAACGACCGUAUCAACGCAAACACAUAGCGUUUCCGAUGGUGGCGAAGUGGAUGUGGAGUUUCCAGCGGACAUGGGAUCGGUCAACGCUAUCGCAGCUCCUACCACUGAGCCCACAGCUCCACCGAUCGCAUCAAUACAAACAAAUAGCGUUCCUGACAGUGGCGAAGUGGAUGUGGAACUCCCCGCGGACAUGUUCUCAGUCAAUACCGUCGCAGCUUCUACCAGUGAACGCACUGCUCCAACGACCAUACCAACGCAAGCACAUGUGCGCCGUCCAUUCGAUAAACUCAAUUCACUUUCGUAG
Molecule: messenger RNA, 354 nt
Organism: Ostertagia ostertagi
Lineage: Eukaryota; Metazoa; Nematoda; Chromadorea; Rhabditida; Trichostrongylidae
Source: the annotation of a GenBank genome assembly